AUUAUAAGUACUGGGAUGUGCUUGUACUAUUUUCUAAGAACAGAUCUUGCAUUUCUUUUACCUUCAUUGGAACUGAUUAUGUUGAUGUUGUUCAUUCAGAGUGUUCUGGGCAUCAUUCUUGGAGGUGGAGCUGGGACUCGGCUUUAUCCUCUUACCAAGAAAAGAGCAAAACCUGCUGUCCCUUUGGGUGCAAAUUAUAGGUUGAUUGACAUUCCUGUUAGCAAUUGCUUGAAUAGCAACAUAUCAAAGAUCUAUGUCCUCACUCAGUUUAAUUCUGCAUCUUUGAAUCGUCACCUGUCACGGGCCUAUGCAAGUAACAUGGGUGGGUAUAAGAAUGAAGGGUUUGUUGAAGUUCUUGCUGCCCAGCAAAGCCCAGAAAACCCUAACUGGUUCCAGGGCACGGCUGAUGCUGUAAGGCAGUAUCUAUGGCUUUUUGAAGAACAUGAUGUUCUUGAAUAUCUCAUUCUUGCUGGGGAUCAUUUGUACCGCAUGGAUUAUGAGAAAUUUGUCCAAUCUCACAGAGAAACUGAUGCUGAUAUAACAGUUGCUGCACUACCAAUGGAUGAAAAACGUGCUACUGCAUUUGGUCUGAUGAAAAUUGAUGAGGAAGGAAGGAUAAUAGAAUUCGCCGAGAAGCCAAAAGGAGAACAACUGAAGGCAAUGAAGGUUGAUACCACCAUUUUAGGUCUUGAUGAUGAGAGAGCUAAGGAAAUGCCUUAUAUUGCUAGUAUGGGCAUAUAUGUUAUCAGUAAGGAUGCGAUGUUGAGUUUGCUAAGAGAGACAUUUCCGGGCGCCAAUGAUUUUGGAAGCGAAGUUAUUCCAGGAGCUACUUCAAUUGGAUUGAGGGUUCAAGCCUAUUUGUAUGAUGGCUACUGGGAAGACAUUGGUACUAUUGAGGCUUUCUACAAUGCCAAUUUAGGGAUCACUAAGAAGCCAAUACCAGACUUCAGUUUCUAUGACCGUUCCUCUCCAAUCUAUACACAACCCCGGUACCUGCCACCUUCGAAAAUGCUUGAUGCCGAUGUUACGGACAGUGUUAUUGGUGAGGGGUGUGUCAUUAAGAACUGUAAGAUUCACCAUUCCGUAAUUGGUCUGCGAUCCUGCAUCUCAGAGGGCGCAAUAAUAGAAGACACUCUAUUGAUGGGAGCUGACUAUUACGAGACUGAUGCAGACAAAAGACUCUUGGCUGCAAAAGGUAGCGUUCCAAUUGGUAUUGGGAAGAAUUCCCACAUCAAGAGAGCAAUUAUUGACAAGAAUGCUCGUAUUGGAGACAAUGUGAAGAUCAUUAACAGCGACGAUGUGCAAGAGGCUGCAAGAGAGACAGAUGGGUACUUCAUCAAGAGUGGUAUCGUUACUGUGAUUAAGGAUGCUUUAAUUCCCAGCGGAUCAAUUAUUUGAAGUUGAAAAAAAUUACCUUUAUAGUUCUUUCAACAAAAGCUGUUUCUUGUUCCUGAAUUGUGAACAUCCUUUUGGUCCUUACGUUCUUAAUAGUUGAUCAAAUCCCAAAAUCUUUCAAUUACUCAACGAAUUUCAAUUUCCGUACACAAAAUCCUCCGAAAAAAUCAUAAAUUAUUAAUUUUGUCAGGGGAUAUUAUAGUGAAUAACUUGCGUCUUUAAUUAUUUGGUUCAUUUGUGUACGUUACGUUCUUUGGAAGUAUUUAAUUGUUUAUGUUUACGUGUGAUGUGAUGAAAUUUGUAAUAGAUUCUCUCACUUUAGCCGUAUGCUUUUUUCUUCA
Olea europaea var. sylvestris is the source of this 1736-nucleotide messenger RNA. Its product is annotated as glucose-1-phosphate adenylyltransferase small subunit 1, chloroplastic. Bases 16 to 1398 code for a protein of 460 amino acids. Gene Ontology annotation, biological process: glycogen biosynthetic process. The transcript has 8 exons. Gene Ontology annotation, molecular function: glucose-1-phosphate adenylyltransferase activity. The record is from RefSeq and is a predicted model, not a curated record. Lineage: Eukaryota; Viridiplantae; Streptophyta; Magnoliopsida; Lamiales; Oleaceae.